Ctenocephalides felis (cat flea) is the source of this 1217-nucleotide messenger RNA. Its product is annotated as inner centromere protein-like. The coding region runs from base 37 to 1095 and encodes 352 amino acids. Lineage: Eukaryota; Metazoa; Arthropoda; Insecta; Siphonaptera; Pulicidae. The transcript is spliced from 4 exons. Gene Ontology annotation, cellular component: meiotic spindle midzone; kinetochore; midbody. The record is from RefSeq and is a predicted model, not a curated record. Gene Ontology annotation, biological process: metaphase chromosome alignment; meiotic spindle midzone assembly; positive regulation of protein serine/threonine kinase activity. Gene Ontology annotation, molecular function: protein serine/threonine kinase activator activity.
CAUGCUUUGGAGAAAGUUAUUGCCUCUGAACAAAAAAUGCCCUCGGCUAGGGUUACUCGGACCAAAUCCCGCAUGAAUAAGGAAAAUUUACAGCUACAUUCAAAUAUAGAUGCUUUAAAUGCAAAACCAACAAAAAUACAAUCUGCUCAAAAAUUGACAUCUACCAUAAAAGUGGCAAGUGUCUCUAAGAUAGCUACUCUCUCUGCAAAGAAAUUCAAUUCAUCAAAAAAUACGACUCCACAAAUCGUUAAGAAUACCAAGCUCGUAUUGCAGUCCGCACAAAAGUCGAAGUCACCUGCCAAAGAUGAUUCUUUGAAGAAGCAGGCUAGGGAAGAGGAAGCUUUGAAGAAAAAGGAGCAGUUGCUCCUAGAAAAACAGGAAGAGCGGAAACGCAAACGUCUAGAGAAGGAAAGAUUAGCUCAACAAUCAAGAGAACAACAAGAGAGAGAAAAACAAGAAAAAAUCGCGAAAGAAAAGGAAAGGAAACAAAAAUUGAUACAAGAGAGAGAAGAAAAGGCCAAGGAAGAAAUGCGAUUGAAAAAAUUGCAAGCGCAGCAAAGGGCGCAGGAAGCUGAAAUGCGAAGGAAAGCAGAAGAGGCAGCAAGGCUUGAAAAAUUGAAACAGAUACAAGAAGAACAGAGAAAAUUAGAGAUGCAAGUAAAGCUUGCAGCAGAGGAAGCUAGAUUAAAGGCACAAGAAGCAGAAAAAAAGCAACAGCUUCACUCAAAUGCGAAAUCAGAUGCUACAUUUGUACAUCCGAACCCAGAAGAAAGCAUAUUGGAUUAUAGCAUUGCCCCAGUAGCUAUGGCUGAUGGUUUUGAAAAUCUUCAAUCGGAUUAUUCCACUGAUGAAGAUGAAAAACCAACAAAGAAUAAUAAACAGAGGCCUGAUUGGAGCAAACCUGAAGCACGGCAAGCUGCAAUUAUAAAUCAAGCAAGAACGUCAACAAAAUUAGUAGAUCUGUUGUUUAAUGUGAAAGCGACCACACCAGAUUUGAGAGUUAUAUUCCCAGGAAUUAGCAAAGACAAAUUAAAUCGAAGAUCUAGUGCUGUCUGGAAGACACCUCCUAGGUACUCAAUGCUACCUCGAUUUUAGAGAUAUUUUAAAUUUUGUAUAUAGUCAAUUUUAAUAUUAAUCAAUUAAUUUCAACCUUUUUAAAUCUUUGUUUAAAUGUUUAUGUAAUAUAUUGUUAUUGCUGUAAGCAUGUGUCACUACAA